Molecule: messenger RNA, 801 nt
Organism: Fusarium subglutinans
Lineage: Eukaryota; Fungi; Ascomycota; Sordariomycetes; Hypocreales; Nectriaceae
Product: xyloglucan endo-transglycosylase
Exons: 3
Coding region: 1-801 (266 amino acids)
Biological process (GO): carbohydrate metabolic process
Molecular function (GO): hydrolase activity, hydrolyzing O-glycosyl compounds
Source: RefSeq, a predicted model, not a curated record
AUGAUCCCCCCUCUUACACAUCUUCUGGCGACUGCUCGUCUGCUUUCUGGAGCGUGCGAAUGCGGCUACUCGAUCACAAACCCUCAAGGCGAUAGCGAUAGCCCAAUGGUGUUUUCUGAUCGGCUGGAGACCAAGUUCAGCCAGCUGCACAACAUAUCUGAAGGGCACGACUGGGUAGCUCAAAAUUUUACAGUAUCGGCAGCAGACGGUAGGGGUAACUUCGGCAAAGCAUUCCUGCCCAACAAUGUCAACCCUCAUGAAACAAAGUCUGUGGAUGAUUCUGGGCUUGAGCUACGUUAUUUUAACGAUACUCAGGAGAUCGAUAUCGAGUUCCUUUCUCAAGAGUUUGAUCACGAUAAUGGUAUAUACCCUAUCAAUCUGGUUGUUCAGUCCAAGAAAUCCUUGGAGGCUGGCUAUGAUGCCAGCAAAACUGGCAGUUUCAAGCGAGUCAAGCUAGAUUUCGACCCGACAGACGCCUUUCACGAGUACCGCUUUGACUACCUUCCAGGACAGGUCCUAUUCUACGCUGACGGCAAACUGCUCGCCCACAUGAAAGGAGCCGACAUGCCUUCUUCUGGGGGCCAUUUGAUUCUUCAGCAUUGGAGUAACGGCAAUCCGUUAUGGUCAGGCGGGCCUCCAAAAGAGGAUGCCACAGUCACAGUCAGUUAUGUCAAAGCUUACUUCAACUCAUCAAACAGUGAGCGCCAGUCGCAACUGGCGAGACGGUGUCACGAAUCGUCAGAGGAAACUUCGGUGCUAGCACAACGAGAGUCGCGCCAGGAACCUCUGUCUGUGUCUUGA